UUGACAUUAUUAUAAAAGUGCAAUCUAUGUGUUAAUAUCUUUAAUGGUAAAACUUUUAAAGUACUUUUAAAUGUAAAAUAACUUUAAUACAAUUUAAAUUUUGAUUGGAAUUGAUUUCCAAAGAACUGACAACGGCAACAUCACUAAAGCGAAUGGGUGUUUUUGACAUUUAAUUGAAUAGUGAUUAUUUAAAAUCAACAUUAAAAUGGCAGAUACUACACCACAACAUUGGUCUUAUGAUUUACUAAAAAACAUUGCAGCGCAAGAACUGUCUUCACUAGAUUAUGUGACUGAACUUAAAUCCAUAUUUUUAAAUGGCAUUAAUUCCCCACGUCGCUACGAAUGCAUUAGAACCAUGACUGAUUUAAUUGACUGUCUUGAACGGCGCGAUGUUAUUAAUGAACAUAAUGUAGAGCCGCUUCGCAACCUAGGAUAUAAACGACUCGACGAUGCUAUUGAUAGUUAUAUUCCUCCCAAGAAAGAGCCUGAAGGUACCAAUCAAUAUCACUAUAUGCAUUUAGCCAACGAACUGUCCAAUAAACUAACAAUUAAUGGCCACAGCACACCGUCACAGCACAGCAAUAUUACCUACGAUAAUAUGCGACGGUCUGCAUCAUUGGAAACAGCAUCAUUGACAACAUCUUCAACUGGAUUAAAUAAUUCCAACAUUCAUCCAUAUGUUUUAACUGAGCAUAAACGUGCUGCCAUUUAUAAAAUGCUCUCACAAUACUUAGGUACGCAUUGGCGAAUGUUCGGCCGUGAACUGGGAUUGCGUGAAGGAAUGAUGGAUGAAAUCGAGUUGCAGUAUCCUCGCGAUCUCACUACACGUGUAUACAAAGUGUUGAAAUUAUUUGAAGAGGAUGAUUGCAAUGAUUCAAAAAUGCAUUUACGAAUGAUAAGAGAUGCUUUGGACCGAACUCGUCGGAAAGAUUUACGUCGAAAAAUUGAUGACAUCUUAUCGUACUGAUUAUUUGUGAUAAAAUUACUAUAAAAAUAUACAUCGGAAAUACCAAGUAUUUUUUCUAAAUAGCUCUUAUUUUUGCAUAUGUAUGUAUAAUUAAAUAUAAUUUGCAAUAAAUGAA
This is a messenger RNA of Bactrocera latifrons, 1082 nucleotides long. RefSeq names its product fas-associated death domain protein (gene Fadd). Lineage: Eukaryota; Metazoa; Arthropoda; Insecta; Diptera; Tephritidae. The record is from RefSeq and is a predicted model, not a curated record. Gene Ontology annotation, molecular function: protein binding. The coding region runs from base 206 to 967 and encodes 253 amino acids. The transcript is spliced from 2 exons. Gene Ontology annotation, biological process: signal transduction.